GGGUACUUCUUCCAAGCCUCCAGACCACCCCGAGGACCAAGUACCCCUGGCUAGUGCGCUCGGCUGUCCGCUGGCAAUCUUUGAUGAGCUCUGGACGACGUCUCUCUGCAGCCGUUCAACCUCAACCCGACGUCGUCCAUCCCGCCCAUCUAUCUAUUCCCCCCAUCACAUCCCAACCCCAUUCCAUCCAUCCACCCACAAGCAAAGCAAGGCGGUCGAGUCCAAGAAGCCAUAGUUGGAACCAUCAACCCUGACGACCCCAGCCAGGCCAGCAGUCAAGCUUCUGUAGACUCGGUCCAGCCUGCCCCGUUGACUCCAGCUGACCUGAGCGGCACGAGCCAACCUUUGGUCUAUUUUCGUUUGCUUCCGCUUUCCUGAGCGCGUUUCUGCGAACCGCCAGCCGCCUCCAGCCCGUCCCAGUUCUCCCUCCAGCCGCCAGCAGCUUCUGCGCGUCGUUGACCGAGCCUCGUCUCAAACACCAACCAGCCAGCCCACAUACACGUCCUCCGACAUGCCCGGCAAGACGCCAAACGGAAACGGGAAGGAGCCCGUCGAGAACGGCGGUUACCCCGGCAGCAAAGAUAUCGAUAUGAAGGACGACUCAUCAUCGCUCAAGGGGAAGGGGAAGCAGGGUGCCAAGGAUGGCGAUGAGGAGAUGACCGUUGUGGUGCCCAUCUCCAAGAAGCAGUCAUCCUCGCAACCUCCCAACGACGCCGACGGAGACGUAAGCAUGGACGACGCCGAGAAGGACGGUGAGGACAAGGUCGACCCAGUCGCCCAGGCCGUGUCAGAUGUUAAGAGCAAUUUCGCCCUCCUCGACCGAGCUGUGGCCUUGUUUGACGCGCGAUUCACCCUGCGAGCCCUGCGAUCCGUUUCUUCCAUCCGCAAACAACUUACCCCAGACAUCCUCGCCCAGGUCAUUGUCGAGACCUUCCCCGCGACAGUCACAUCUGGAAAUGUGGCAAAACAGCUCUUGAUUACACUUGGCAAGGAGCACCUGCCUCUAGGGCAGCAGUCAGCGACAGACUCUGCCAUGGACGUUGAUUCCAAGGCUUCGGUCAAGAACGGCGGCAAGAAGGAGACCAAGGAGGUCAUCCCCGAAAUAGACAUCUUCCUCGGCAUUCUCAUCCAGGUAUACCUGUUCGACUCUAAGCAGUUUCAGCAUGGUGCCCAGUUCUCUUCCUACCUUUCCGACCGCAUUCGCACUCUCAACCGCCGGACGUUAGACUCGCUUUCUGCCAAGGUUUACUUCUACUAUUCCUUGUUUUGCGAGAACAUUGCGCCUCUGCCUCCCUCCCCACAGUCUCCGAUCGUUGCCCUUCGACCCACCCUGUUGGCGGCUCUGCGAACAGCAGUUCUGCGAAAGGACAUCGACAUCCAGGCCUCGGUCAUUGUCUUGCUUCUGCGGAACUAUCUCCUCAUGUCCCACAUAAGCCAGGCUGAUCUGCUUGUGUCGCACACGCAAUUCCCCGAGAACGCCGCCAACAACCAGGUCGCCCGCUUCCUUUACUACCUCGGCCGCAUCCGCGCCAUCCAGCUGCGCUACACCGAGGCACACGAGCACCUUACUGCUGCCACCCGCAAGGCGCCUUCGAGCCUCUGCGCCCUGGGCUUCUCCCAGACUGCCACUAAGCUAUUGAUGGUUGUCGAGCUGCUGAUGGGAGAUAUCCCCGACCGUGCAACAUUCCGAGUUGCUUCAACGGAGCAGGCUCUGCACCCCUACUUCCUCCUCGUGCAGGCAGUACGUGUUGGCAACCUGGAGGAUUUUGAGACGACCAUCGCAGAUCACGCCGACACCUUCCGCAGGGACGGCACCUACACGCUGAUUCUGCGCCUCCGACAGAAUGUUAUCAAGACCGGCAUCCGUAUGAUGUCGCUGUCAUACUCGCGUAUUUCACUGCGGGACAUCUGCAUCCGCCUCCACCUCGGAAGUGAGGAAUCGGCUGAGUACAUUGUCGCAAAGGCGAUCCGAGACGGCGUGAUCGAGGCAACACUGGAUCGUGAGCACGGCUUCAUGAAGAGCAAGGAGACGGGCGACAUUUACGCUACGAGAGAGCCGACCGAGGCUUUCCACGACCGUAUCAGGGCGUGUUUGGCGCUGCACGAUGAGAGUGUCAAGGCAAUGCGGUUCCCAAUGAACCAGCACCGGCUCGAGCUCAAGAAUGCACAGGAAGCACGAGAGAGGGAGCGGGAGAUGGCCAACGAUAUACAGGAGGGUGACCUCGACGACGAUGACCUCGGAGGAGACUUCGACGGUAUUUGAGUUGAGACUGCGGGAGCACGGGAGGAAGUGCACAUGAGACGAUUCAGACAUUUUUGACGUGUAAUAAAAUCCAUACAUUGUGUUAUUGGCUUUUCACCCCCUCUUUGAACUCGCAAAGCUGCUUGCUGCUGGUUCCCCAAACCCCCCAUACCAACUCACAGUCUACUUCUUUUAUGUGCUCACCCCCUCGGCUGUUCUGGUUUCGGCGUCGGCCCACCAACACACUCUUCUUGUAUUUCCGACAGAAACACGGUUACGAACCCUGAGGUCUACUGGCGAUGGAGGUAAAUGGAUAGACUAGCAGAAUAGGCAAAAGCCAUCGCGCUAGCAAUGGAGUCGGAGUGAUUGUGAACA
This is a messenger RNA of Diaporthe batatas, 2617 nucleotides long. Its product is annotated as proteasome regulatory particle lid subunit RPN3. Gene Ontology annotation, molecular function: enzyme regulator activity. Gene Ontology annotation, biological process: regulation of protein catabolic process; ubiquitin-dependent protein catabolic process. The coding region runs from base 512 to 2263 and encodes 583 amino acids. Gene Ontology annotation, cellular component: proteasome regulatory particle, lid subcomplex; proteasome complex. The record is from RefSeq and is a predicted model, not a curated record. NCBI's taxonomy places the organism in Eukaryota, Fungi, Ascomycota, Sordariomycetes, Diaporthales, Diaporthaceae. The transcript is spliced from 3 exons.